AUGCUGGAUCUGAAUAUUGAGGCAGCAGCAUCAGUUGACUCUAGCACGUGGGACGAUGAAACUGAUUACCACCGGAAAAUGGAAAUUACUCCGAUCAUCACCGUCGCAGAUGGUGAUUCCAUAACUUCCACCACCACCUCUGCCACCAACAAUAAUGCCGCUGCCGACGAACAAGACACCUACAGCUCCACCCACAGGAACUCGCUCUCAACUCUCAAUUUCUCCAUCCUGAAAACAAAUAUAAUAGAAAUUUCUGAUGAUCAAAGUAAUGAUGAUGAUAAUAAUAAUAACAACAAUAAUAGCGGUAAUGAGUUACAGCUUUUUCCGACGAGCACUUGUGAUUUAGGUUCUCCGCCGCCGGCGUCUAGGGCUAAAUUUUGGUUGAAUUUAUCGGUGCCGGAGGUUCCAGGAGAAUUGGGAAUUUACAAGGCUCCGCAUCAGCCGUCACAGGCUGUGAAGAAGAGUAGGCGUGGACCCAGGUCUCGGAGCUCCCAGUAUCGGGGAGUCACCUUCUACCGGAGAACUGGAAGAUGGGAAUCUCAUAUCUGGGAUUGCGGUAAACAAGUCUAUUUAGGUGGAUUUGACACAGCUCAUGCUGCAGCUAGAGCAUAUGAUCGGGCUGCUAUCAAGUUUCGAGGAAUUGAUGCUGAUAUCAAUUUCAAUAUCAGUGAUUAUGAAGAGGACAUGGAACAGAUGAAGAACAUGAAGAAAGAGGAAUUUAUUCAAAUUCUUCGUCGCCGAAGCACAGGAUUCACUCGAGGAAGUUCAAAAUACAGAGGAGUGAGCCUGCACAAAUGUGGUCAAUUUGAGGCUCGGAUGGCUCAAUACCCUGGGAAUAAGUCUUGCGACAAGACUGCUAUAAAAUCCAGUGGGCUAGAAGCUGUCACCAACUUUGAGCCUGGAAUCUACGAGAAGGAGAUAAAUAUGGCUGCGGGAGCUGGAGGCAUAGGUAGUGGCAACAGUCUUGAUCUCAACCUUGGAAUUUCUUGCCCAUCCGAUGGUCUACAAGGGUACUGCAAUACCAGAAAUAUGCACUUCCAUUAUGGUUCACGCAAACUGCCUGAUGGAAAAAGAAUAAAGGAAGAGAGCUCCUCUGCUGCACAUGGUCUGGUGACGGCGCCCAAGUAUGCACCCAUGUGGACUGGGGUCUAUUCCACUUUUCCACUAAACGAUAAGGAAAGAGCUGCAGGAAUGAAUACGGAAGCCAAUGCUUUGCCCGUAUUCUCAAAUUGGCCAUGGAAAAUGCAAAGCCAUGGUGUCGUCACCCCAGUUCCGCUAUUGUCUUCUGCAGCAUCAUCAGGAUUCGAGUCAUUAGACGUCCCAACUACAUUUUCAUGCAAUACCUUACAGCGCCCUCCAACAACCCUCAACUACAAAUAA
Messenger RNA from Fraxinus pennsylvanica, 1380 nucleotides. The record is from the annotation of a GenBank genome assembly. Lineage: Eukaryota; Viridiplantae; Streptophyta; Magnoliopsida; Lamiales; Oleaceae.